Molecule: messenger RNA, 5308 nt
Organism: Cuculus canorus (common cuckoo)
Lineage: Eukaryota; Metazoa; Chordata; Aves; Cuculiformes; Cuculidae
Gene: STRADB
Product: STE20 related adaptor beta
Exons: 13
Coding region: 315-1565 (416 amino acids)
Biological process (GO): protein phosphorylation
Molecular function (GO): ATP binding; protein serine/threonine kinase activator activity; protein kinase activity
Source: RefSeq, a predicted model, not a curated record
CCGCCGCUCCUCCUCCCCGCCAGCCCCGCGUGUAAUAAAACAGCGACCGAGGAAGGGACCCCGGCGCUUCCGCCCGGCCCCCGUUCCCGGAACUACAGCCCCCGGCUGCCCGCGGGGCCGCCUGCUCGCUGUGGGGCCGGGCGGGCUCCGCGCCCGCGGGGGUAGAAGAUGCUGUAGCCAUUACAGUGCCGGCCAGUAUCUUGAAGCACCCGUGGCUUUUUCUGUUUUUUUUUUCCUUACUCUGCCACAGGCUUCCUCAGUGAACUUGGGUUAAAUGGGUUUAUAUGACUUUUCUCCUGCUCUAAAGUGGUUCCAUGUCUUGUUUGGACUGUUCCUGUAUUCUACGUACACCAGUUGUAUCAAUCAGACCAGAAGAGCUAUCUCAGAGCAAUGUUCAUGAAUGCCUGGCUGAUUCUGAUCUAGCCUGGACUACCCCAUCUACAGGAAGGAAUGAAAUGAUAUCUUGCUCUUCUAAUGUCUCUCACUAUGAACUCCAGCUGGAAAUAGGAAGGAAGUUCAACGACUUAACUUCAGUCUACCUUGCACGGCAUACACCUACUGGCACGCAAGUUGCUGUAAGGAUCACAGACCUAGAAAAUUGCUCUGAAGAGCAUUUGAAAGCCUUACAGAAUGAGGUGGUUUUAUCCCAGUUUUUCCAGCAUCCCAACGUAAUGACCAUUUGGACAGUGUUUACAGCUGGUAGUUGGCUUUGGGUCAUAUCCCCAUUCAUGGCCUAUGGUUCGGCUAGACACCUUCUGAAUACUUACUUUCCUGAAGGGAUGAGUGAAGCUUUGAUAGGGAACAUUCUGUUUGGUGCGAUCAGAGGAUUAAAUUAUGUGCACCAGAAUGGCUACAUUCACAGGAAUAUUAAAGCUAGCCACAUUCUGAUUUCAGGGGAUGGGCUGGUUUCUCUCUCUGGCUUAAACAACCUCUACAGUUUAGUUAACAGUGGACAAAAGUCAAAGGUUGUAUAUGAUUUCCCCCAGUUUAGUACAUCUGUGCUUCCUUGGCUGAGUCCUGAACUACUGAGACAGGAUUUGUCUGGGUACAACAUGAAGUCUGACAUUUACAGUGUGGGAAUUACAGCAUGUGAAUUAGCCAAUGGACGUGUUCCUUUUCAAGAUAUGCCUCGCACUCAGAUGCUGCUGCAAAAGCUGAAAGGUCCUGCCUAUUAUCCUUGGGAUAUAAAUACCUUCCCCCGUGGGGAAUCCAGGAUGAAGAAUUCCCGUUCAGGUGUUGAUUCUGGAAUUGGUGAAAGCAUGACACGCACAAUGACCAGUGAAAGACUACAAAUUUCGUUUUCCAAAACGUUUUCGCCUGCUUUCCACAACUUGGUAGAACUUUGCUUGCAACAAGACCCUGAGAAAAGGCCAUCAGCAAGCAGUUUGCUUUCACAUACGUUCUUCAAACAGAUAAAAGAACAAACACAGAAUUCACUACUGCCUCUGUUACCACCUCCUAUUCAAAAUAACAGAUCGGAGUUCUUGGCAGUGCCCUCAACAGCAGCUGGGACUAAACCUGGACAUAUUACUGCAAAUCAAGAUGAUACAGACUGGAAAUUCUAAGUAAAUACGGAACAAUCAUACCUCUCCUAUGCUUCCAAGAAGGAAAAUGUGAUUUAUACUUGCUGCUUUAGUUUGUGUAGUUAAAAUACAAUUAGACAAGGUAUACUUGAAAAUGCCAUGGAAGUGGCUGUAUUUCAUUAACUACUUUCUUUGUUGGCAUCAUGAAGUGCAGCAUGCCUCACUUCCUGACCAUAAGGAAAACUGUAUACAAAGAAUGGAUUAGUUUUAUCUCCCUCCUUAAAUAUAUUUCUUAACAAGACUGUUCCUGCUGAAUAGAGUAAGAUGCAAUCUUACUCUAUUCUGUAUUUUCAGCUCAUAUUGCUUCAGUCCACGUGCCUUUCUGAUUUCAAGCUUGGGUUUUGUCUGUGACCUUACUUAAACAAUCUAUUUGUCUUUGCAUUAUAGAAUCAUAGAAUAGUUUGGGUUGGAAGGGACCUUAAAGAUCAUCCAGUUCCAACCCCCCUGCCAUGGACAGGGACACCUCUCACCAGACCAAGCUGACCAAGGCCCAUCUCUAACCUGGCCUUGAACACCUCCAGGGAUGAGGCAACCACAGCCUCCCCGGGCAACCUGUGCCAGUGUCUCACCACUCUCAUAGUGAAGAAAUUCUUCCUUAUGUCCAGUCUAAAUCUGCCCCCUCCAGUUUAUACCCAUUCCCCCUGGUCCUAUCCCCACAAGCCUUUAUGAAUAGCCCCUCCCCAGCUUUCCUGUAGGCUGCCUUCAGGUACUGGAAGGUCGUUAUAAGAUCUCCUGUGAGCCUUCUCUUCUCCAUGCUGAACAACUCCAACUCUCUCAGCCUGUCCUUGUAGAGAAGGUGCUUCAGCCCUCUGAUCAUCUUUGUAGGCUUCUUCUGGACCCAUUUCACCAGCUCCAUAUCCUUCUUACAUUGAGGAUUCCAGAACUGGACACAGUAUUCCAGAUGAGGUCUCACAAGAGAGGAAUAGAGGGGCAGAAUCACUUCCCUCGACCUUCUGGCCAUGCUUCUUUUGAUGCAGCCGAGGACACGGUUGGCCUUCUGGGCUGCGAGCGCACGUUGCUGGCACAUAUCGAGCUUCUCAUUGACCAGCACCUCCAAGUCCUUCUCUGCAGGGCUGCUCUCAAGCACGUCAUCCCUCAUUGUGUACUGAAAACAAUGACUGCCCCGACCCAGGUGUAGGAGCUUACACUUGGCCUUGUUGAACCUCAUGAGGUUCGCACAGGCCCACUUCUCCAGUCUGUCCAGGUCCCUCUGCAUGACAUCCCGUCCUUCCGGUGUGGGCAACUACACCACUCAGCUUGGUGUCAUCCGCAAACUUGCUUAGGGUGCACUCAAUCUCGCUGUCAAUAUCAUUGAUAAAGAUAUUAAACAGCACCGGUCUCAGUAUGGAUCCCUGAGUGACACCACUUGUCACGGAUCUCCAUCUGGACUUUGAGCCACUGACCGUUACUCUUUGAAUACAACCAUCCAACCAGUUUCUUAUCCACCUCACCAUCCACCCAUCAAAUCCAUAUCUCUCCGAUUUAGAGAGAAGGAUGUUGUGGGAGACCGUGUCAAAGGCUUUACAGAAAUCCAGAUAGACCACAUCCGUCGGUUUACCUGUGUCCACUGCUGUGGUAACCUCAUCAUAGAAAGCCACCAAGUUGGUCAGACAGGACUUGCCCCUGGUGAAGCCAUGCUGGCUGCCAUUAAUCACGUCCCUGUCCUCCAUGUGCUUUAGCAUAGCCUCCAGGAGGAUCUGUUCCAUGAUCUUCCCAGGUACAGAGGGGAGACUGAGAGGUUAGUAGUUCUCAGGGUCAUCUUUUCUACCCUUUUUAAAGCCGGGCACAAUGUUACCCUUCUUCCAGUCACCAGGGACUUCUCCCGAUUGCCAUGACUUUUCAAAUACCAUGGAGAGUGCCUUGGCAACCACAUCUGCCAAUUCCCUCAGGACUCUGGGAUGCAUCUCAUCAGGUCCUAUGGACUUAAUUUGUUCAGGUUCCUCAGGUGUUCGUGAACCUGAUACUCCUCUACUGUGGGAGGGGGUUUACUCCUUUGGUCACCACCUUGCUGUCCCAUGUGUGACAGUGAAGACUGAGGAAAAAAUGUUGUUGAGCACCUCAGCCUUUUCCUCAUCUGUUGAUAUGUGAUCCCCAUUUCCAGUCAUCAUUUGGGCUGCAUUCUUUGAUCUUCCUCUUUUGAUUGAUGUACCUGUAAGAGCCCUUUGUGUUGGUCUUUACUCCCCUUGCCAAGUUCAGCUCCAGCUGCACCUUGGCCUUGCUGACUUCAUCCGUACACAACCGGGCAGCUUCUCUAUACAAUUGCCAGUUUACCUGCAAACCCCAAAACUGUACUGAGAAUGUAGAUGAAUGCAAGAGCAUGAGUCACAUUUUCAAGUAGCUCAACUUCUUUGGGAAACAUGCAGUAUUAAAAUAGCAUGAAAAACAACGCAUAGCUAACUUCUGGCAAGUGUGACAGCACACAUAGUAAGAAAAAUGAAUUUUGGGAUGUGUGGAAAGAGGAACAUUUGCACGAGCAACUCACUUGUACAGUUUUAAAUUCUGACUUGGAAGUGGAGGAUCCCUCCUUACUGAAAUAAUUUAGGUGAUAUCUCAGUACAGAUUUGGGGUUUGCACCUCCAUUCAUUAUUGUGUCAUUUUAGCAAUUAACUAAGGACCUCUCACUAUGCAAAGGAAGUCUCCAGUUUUAAUAGGUAUGGGUUAAUUUCGAAGAAUCAUCUGCAAGAAUCUAAAAUUACUGUACAUAUUUUUAUUUAUACUGUAUUCCUGUUCACCACCAGAACUUACCAGAACCUAAUACUGUUUUCUUAAAAGAACAAGCAACAUACCUUAAGCUUCACUGGCCCUGCUGCUGGCAAAUAAGCCUCUUCUGCAAACCACAUUUAAAUUCCCAUGGAUAGAUUCAGCCAUAACAAGAAUCUCAUAACUUCCCUAAGAUUGUAGUGAAUUUAUCUAAGUCGGAGUAAAACCUGCCUUUCUUCUUCCUACAGUGCAGUUAAGUUCUCAUAUGUCAUCCUGUACCAGGCAACUCAAGUUGAACAAAAGCUGCUGCUUUAAAAACAGCAUAGUCUCAAAUUGUUUUAGCAAAGUUGUGUCCCAAAACCACUAGAACUUUACUGAUCCAAGUUCUGACUGUAGUAAGAGUGUAUAAGUAGAUAUUGAAUGGAUUUAUUUUAGAUUUUCAACAUUCCACAGUAAGCCUUCAAAUCUUCCAUAGCUGAGCCAGUCUGCAAACAACUUUGGUAAUAUCCCUGAAGAUUAAAUGACCAAAACACAAGCCUGAGACAGACAAAAUUCUAAAUGAGUGCAUAAAAGCAUUAACAAAAAGGUUGAUUCUACUCAUUAUGCUGUGAUGAGAGCUCUAUAUUUCAAAAUCUAAAUGUGAAACGUAAGAGUAAAAACUUUUCAAUAACUUUAAUCCUGUCUCCAUUUAUUUCUGUAAUUCUUGUAUUUUUAUUUUCACCACAGUGAAACCGCUUCACACUGAACAGCUUCUUGUUACUGCAGGAAAGAAGUUUUGUCUUUAUAUCAAUCAUUAGGUAAGAAAAUAGUUGUCUCGACUGGAAAAUUGAUAAUAAAAGUAGUAUAACUUAAUGAAGCACUCUUAGAGAAGAUUUUUACUAGCUACUACAGCUUUCACUGUUUUCAAAUCAAACACAUUAUAUAGCUUUUAUGUGUACAAACCAAGUCAAAUAAGUGAGAACACACCUGAAGUUGUAUGUAUUUUAAUUACAGCUCUCUGAAUAAACAUUCUUUAAAAAAACCCA